CUCGUGAUCAUUCUCGAAAUGUCGGACGAUGAGGUCGUGAUCGUGGAACCGUGCCCAGAGCCGGCCAAGUCGGGGAAGGCCAAGGCGGCAACGAAGAGGUCGUGGACUCUGGACUACAUGGUCUCCUUGCCCAACAAGGUGCGCCGCUGCUCGUGUUGUUCAACGACGUUUGGGACGUCCACGUCCACGCACCAUCGCCAAGCACUUGAAUGCCCAUGGCAUCACGAAGGACACGGUGGCUUCGUCAUCGGUGGCGAUCCAGAAGUCUAUCACCGACACACUCCCUUUGUCGGCGAGGCGCAAGUAUGACUCGGCCAUCGCCACGUACGUCGUCUCGGAGGUCUUUCCAUUGGUACACGUCGCCUCGCCCGGUGCUGUACAAGAUUGCGAUGGACUACCUCUCAAUCCCGACCACGGCGGUGCCAAGCGAGCGAGCCAACUCUGCGGCUAAGCGCGUCUUCGAAGGGCGAGACAGCCUCGGUGACAACAUGUUCAAGGCGCAAAUGUGCGCGAAGUCGUGGAUGCAGCUUGCGAAGGCGCUGGACUUCCCGCUCCCAGACGACUACCUCCAGGCGCUCGACGACUUGAAAGCGCGUGUGGACCUCUUGGAGAUGGCCAAAGAAGAUCCAGUCAUCCAGUACUACCUUGAUUGCGAUCUUAAGAGCGAAUAAAGUAUCGGAGUUGACUACCGACA
Molecule: messenger RNA, 694 nt
Organism: Saprolegnia diclina VS20
Lineage: Eukaryota; Oomycota; Saprolegniomycetes; Saprolegniales; Saprolegniaceae
Exons: 1
Coding region: 210-671 (153 amino acids)
Molecular function (GO): protein dimerization activity
Source: RefSeq, a predicted model, not a curated record